GUCGAACACGAAGAGGGCGCUCUUCGGGCACGGGCAUAAGCCUCACAUUUCGCUGCCCAUGGGAGGGCCUCCAGCACCAAAACCUUCCAUGGGCGCAUCCCCCGUGAAAAAAGCAAAUCCCACGUCGUUUGGCGGCUC
Molecule: messenger RNA, 138 nt
Organism: Amoebophrya sp. A25
Lineage: Eukaryota; Dinophyceae; Syndiniales; Amoebophryaceae
Source: the annotation of a GenBank genome assembly